Molecule: messenger RNA, 1035 nt
Organism: Arachis ipaensis
Lineage: Eukaryota; Viridiplantae; Streptophyta; Magnoliopsida; Fabales; Fabaceae
Source: RefSeq, a predicted model, not a curated record
AUGGCGGCAAUGGCAAAUCUUGCGAACACCAUGGAGGCGAAUGCUGCUGCGACUCUGCAAGCUGUGCAGAGGUUAGGUCAACCGGUGGGAAAUGAGAACGGAAAUGGUGAAGGAGAUGCAAAUAACAAUGCAGAAGGGAACGGCGAUAAUAUGGGAGGUGCUCCGAUGACCUUGGCGAAUUUUCUCAAGGUUCAUCCGCCAAGUUUCAGAGGAUCAACCAACCCUACAGAGGCGGAUAACUGGUUCCAGGCUAUGGAGCGCACGCUGCAAGCGCAGCAUGUCCCGAAUAACCAAUAUGUAGAAUUUGUUGCUUAUCAGCUUCUGGAAGAGGCCCAGCAUUGGUGGCAGGCAGAAUGCCGCUUGCUCCAACUACAAAACGCCGAUGUUCCUUGGGAUGUCUUCCAAACGGCCUUCUAUAAGAAGUACUUUCCUGAGUCUGCAAGGAAAGCGAAAGAGAUGGAACUUAUGCAGCUGAAGCAAGGUUUAUUAUCUGUGGCGGACUACACCAUCCGAUUUGAGGAGCUCUGUAGGUUCUCUAGGGCGUGUCAGGGUGCCCCGGAGACCUAUAAAAGUUGGAAGUGUAUCAAGUAUCAAAGGGGCUUGAAGGACGACAUCAUGACUGCUGUGGCUCCUAUGGAGAUCCGUACUUUCUCUGAUCUGGUGAACAAGGCAAGAGUGGUGGAGGAAUACACAAAGAGGGUAGCCUUGUCAAGGGACACUCAUGAAGGAAACACUAAUAGGGAGCAUGACGAUUACCUCGGACCAAGGGGACAGAACUUCAAGAAAGAUGCACAUACUCCUCAGCAUCUGCAAGGUCAAGGAAACUUCAGAAGGAACAACAAUGCCCAGUUUCACCAUAUGAGGGGGAGUCGCCUGUGUUAUACUUGUGGACUAUCUAGGCACCUAGCCAAGAACUGUCGUCGUAAGAAAAACCAGAACAUGGGUCAGAAUCAACAGUCAGACCGUGUGGUUGCCUUGGAUGCACGUGAUGCGACAGGAUCGAAUCCUCCGGCGAGAGGUAAGCGUAUGCGUUGA